AUGGCCGCCCUGCCAUCACCCACGCAGGUGGAUCCAAAUGGAUGUGGACGAAUUGGAGCGAUGGAAGCUGCUAGAUUUCUUAAGAAAUCUCAGCUGAGUGAUGAUACACUAAGUAAGAUAUGGGACAUGGCAGAUCCACAAUCACGUGGAUCAUUAGAUAAAUCUGGUCUCUUUGUUGCUCUUAAACUUUGUGCAUUGGCUCAAGCAGGAAGAGAUCCUAGUAUGUCAAAUUUAAAUAUAGAAUUGCCACCUCCAAAAAUGGGUGAGAUUCCUGUAAUAACUCAAAAAAAUGUAGUAAAUGCUUUACCAGUAAUAACAUCUGUUAGUAAUGGAGAUUGGUCUAUUAAACCUUCAGAAAGAGCUAAAUAUGAUCAACUUUUUGAUAGUUUACAACCUUCAAAUGGAUAUAUACCUGGAAAUAAAGUAAAAAAUGUUCUUAUGGAUAGUAAGCUUCCUUUGGAUACACUUGUAAAGAUUUGGGAUCUUGCAGAUAUGGACAAAGAUGGUAUGCUGGAUAGACAUGAAUUUGUUAUUGCAGUACAUCUAGUAUGUAAAGCUUUAGAAAAAUAUGCUAUUCCAAGUGUACUUCCACCCGAGUUGAUGCCACCAGGAAAAAGGAAAGAUUCUAUAGCACCAGUUUCAAAAUCUCCAGUACCAUUGGGUGUAAUAACAACAGUUCCACCACCUAUUCCACCUUUACCUAAUGUACCUUCAGUGCAGAGUAUGGCUGGUUUAGAUACAGCAAAGACGAAUGUACAGUGGGUAGUUUCAUCUGAAGAUCAAAUAGCAGCAGACAAACUGUUUUUGCAAGCUGAUCUAGAUAUGGAUGGAUAUGUCUCAGGUAUUGAAAUCAAAGAUGUCUUCCUUCAACAUGGACUUCCACAGUCUGUGUUAGCUCGUAUAUGGAGUCUUUGUGAUAUAUGUCAAAGUGGAAAGUUAAAUAAGGAGCAAUUUGCUUUAGCCAUGUGGUUUGUUAAGCAAAAGCUUAGGGGUGUUGAGCCACCUGCAACUUUGAGUCCUGAUAUGGUACCACCUUCUAUGCGAAAACCAACUGAGGCUGUUGUGGAAAACAAUAAUGUAUCUGGUUAUUCAAAUCCAGAAUUGGACAUGAUAAGUAAUGACAUAGCAGAACUUGUUAGAGAGCGACAAAAUAUGGAACAAGACAUAGCGCAAAAAGAAGCUGAUAUUAAGAUAAAGAAUGGUGAAAUUAAAAGUCUACAAAGUGAACUAGAUACACUUGCUGCUACAUUAAAACAAUUGGAGAAUCAGAAAGGUGAAGCACAGAAACGAUUGAAUGAUUUAAAAGCUCAGAAGGCAGAAGUAGAUAAAGAUUUGAGUGAGAUCGAGCAGAAGAUUCGCGAGGAACAAAAAAAGGUUGAUAAGUUACGUCAACAAGCAGAAGAGCAAGAAUCGGUAUUACGUACUCAAGAAGAAGAAUUAAAUUUUAAACGACAAGAAUUGGAGGGUUUGCGACAAGAAGAGCAGCAAUUAGAACAACAACAAAAUAAAAGCAGGGACCAAUUAAAUGAACUUACUAAAAAUUUACAAGAUACUCAGUUACAAAUUUGUCAAGCAAAAGCAAAGAUCACUCACUUACAGGAACAACAACGACAAAUGACUGAUGCAAUUGCUUUAUAUGAUUCUGCACUUGCAGCAGGAGAUGCCACUCUUGUACCUGAUACUAGUCUGCAGUAUAAUCCUGAAAUUGAAAACUUAGAAUAUGAAAAGACAAAUGAGGAUGAUAAGAUUCAAAACAAGAAAAAUGUUUCAUUCUCUAAUGCAAAUGGAACAACAUUAGAUGGAUUUGAACAAGAUCCUUUUGCAGAAGCAUUUAAUGCUUCAACACCAGAUCCAUUUGGAAGUGCAUUUUCAUCCCCAAGUACUACUGGAGGUUUUACAUCUGACCCAUUUAGUGUAUUUGAUGAUAACAAUAUUAUAAAACAAGAUCCAUUUGAUCCAUUUGGAGAUGGAAAAAGAACCGAUACUAAAACUACUACUACAACAGCGACGACAAAAGAUCCCUUUGGAGAUGAUCCAUUUGCAAACCUUCAUGCACCACCUCGCCCAGAAAGUCCUAGUCCCGCUCUUCCUCCUAAAAAAGCAAAACAACCACCACCAAGACCAGCACCCCCACGACCGACCCAAGGACCUACCGGCCCUUUACGAGCAGCACCAGCACCACCUACACCUUCCCCUACUCCUGAUCCCUUUGCAAAUGCUUUCUCUGCUCAACAAGGAAUUAUGGAUAACAAUAACAGCAAUAAUUUUAAUACGUCUACUGGAUUUGCAGAUUUUGCAAAUUUUGAUUCUAAGCCGGAACCAAUACUGAAUCGAAUGGCACCACCCAGACCAACCAACAGAACACAUGCAGUAUCAACAGUAACUCCGAAGCUACCGGACUUCACAGAAGAUCCCUUCAGAGACUAUCGAUAUGAAGACCCUUUUAACAUACCAGAUCCUUUUGCAGACGAAACAGAAGAUCUUAAUGCAAAUAAAAGUGAAACAACAGUAGGAGGCAAUGUGGAUCCAUUUAGUUAUGGGACAACUUCUGUACUUUCUCGUAAAAAUUCAUUCACAAAAAGCUUUGAAACUGAUUUUUCAAAUACCUUUUCUCUGGCUAAGAACAAAAUUGAUAAGGAUAAUGCUAAAUUUGAUGCUGAUUUUGUGAAAGUAUUCUCUGACGACAACAGAAAUAUAAAAGCCAUUGAGUCUGAUGCAUUUUCAAAUAUCAAAAUAAAAACAAUCGAUAUCGAUGAAGCAUUUUCCACAAAAAAUGAAAAGUCUGGUAGAAGAUACGGACAAGAUUUAACACACAAUAGAUCUAAAACUAGCUUUAACGAUAAGAAAUCGAAAAACGAGAUUGGAAAAAUUUGGAACGGUAACAACACGCCUUUAACGUUAAGCGAAGAAGAACAAUUUGUUUGGGCUUCUCAACAAAGUCUAAAAUUCGAGGAAGAAAGGCGCAGGCGUGAACAGCAAGAAGAUGAGGAAUUAGCAUUGGCUCUUGAAUUAAGUAAGCAAGAAAAAUCUGGAGAAUUAUAAACUUUGUCUGUAAAGCACUUUCUCUUUGAUUUAUUUGAUUGAAUUGAAACAUAUGUAUGUUUUCGAG
Messenger RNA from Eufriesea mexicana, 3109 nucleotides. It is a transcript of the gene Eps-15, whose product is annotated as Epidermal growth factor receptor pathway substrate 15. Lineage: Eukaryota; Metazoa; Arthropoda; Insecta; Hymenoptera; Apidae. The transcript has 14 exons. Gene Ontology annotation, biological process: endosomal transport; endocytosis. Gene Ontology annotation, molecular function: calcium ion binding; protein binding. Gene Ontology annotation, cellular component: plasma membrane; cytoplasm. The record is from RefSeq and is a predicted model, not a curated record. Bases 1 to 3042 code for a protein of 1013 amino acids.